AUGAGACUACUUCUACAGAUCACCACGCGGAAGGCCUUAUUAGCCUUGAUGCUGGCUUUCGUCGCAGUCGUCAUCAUUCAUCAAAUCAGCUACACAAGCGACCUAAGACUUUCCAGCCGGUCAUUGAGAUUGAUCGACCAGUGCUACUCACCAAAUCCUAUCCAACAUCAGGAUUCCGACACCAUCGACAGUACAAAUGUACCAAAUCUCAUCCACCAGAUCCGGAAGACGACAGAUGUGAGCUCAUAUCCCGCAGCAGCGUCACAUCAGGCGUGGAAGACAACGUUCGAGCCCCUGAACUACACGGUCAAGCUGUGGACAGACGACGACGUUCUCGCACUCAUCAAAGCCCGCUACACAUGGCUUCUAUCGACCUACGAGGGCUACGGCCAGGACAUCCAGCGAGCCGACGUGGCCAGACUGGUGGUGGUCCACGCAGAAGGGGGCAUCUAUGCCGACCUGGAUGUACAUCCGAGAUCGGUCGAUGCGAUUCGUUGUUUGCAACAGUCAAACAUGACGGAAGUGUUCGCUCCUACAGCAGGAACGCUAAGCCUGAGCAAUCACUUCUUCAUGGCUAGGAAGGGGUCGCAAUUUCUCCAAUGGACCCUCCAGGAAGCCAAGCGACGAGGCGGCCCCGUAUCGAGCCGCAUCUUGCUGCCUUAUCUCCGUGUCUUUUGGUCAACGGGGCCGAUCAUGGUGACAUCGGCCCUCAAGCAGUACGCUUGGAUGUAUGAUCCCGCCACCAAUGGGUUGGCGCUGAUGGAGGAGAGGUACUCAAGGAUGGUGAUUGGGCAUGGUGCUGGCAGGUCGUGGCACGGCUCGGAUGGGCGAGCGCUGAACUAUUUUGCAGAUCAUUUAUUGAUCAAUGAUCACGACGGCAAGCCUUUGUUGCCACCGUCAGUCGUUUGCGACGAGCCCGAGAAGUUCGUGGUUAAAGACAGGGCCCGAAAUGAUUAUGCGGUUACUGGGCUCUUCCGUGUGGGAUGCCACGCGCAACCGGUGGAAGGGUGGACAACCAGGGCGGGGCCCGAGCUGACGACGUUACGCCACUGCGACUCGUGGCAACUGCUCCGGAAUCUGUUUAUCCAGGAUGGACAGGUGAUGCUGGUGACGGACCGGGAUAAGAUGAAGUCGAUCCGUGGUCAGGGUCACAAGGUAGCGCGCUUUCUACCGGACACGAUGGGGCGGAUGAUGGUGACGUACGUGUUGGAGUUCAUGUGGCGCGAUGGCGAUUCACGGGCGUGGGACACCACCCGGCUGAGUGCCGUCAUGGCUCGGAUGCUGCAGGCCGAUAUUAGGGUUCGUAUCGGGGUGGCGCGGCCGAUUGCCAUUAAGAUAAGCCGACGGAUCCGGGGCUUUGCCAUGCACCAGAUGGAGUCGUGCAUCGUGGAGGAGGAUACCGGCGAAGACGACGUCGACAUCGACCCGCUGACGGGGGAACCAGUCGAGUGCGGCGGCAGCUGGAACAUCGUAUGGGAUCUCCAGGCGACGCACGGAUCCAAGGUGGCACGGCAGCACUAUGCGGUCCACAUCGGGACCCCGGGGAAUUUGCAGCCAGCGAUGAAUGCGACGUUCAGGGCGAUCAGCGGGCUAUGGCAUCAAUUUUUGCAAGACGAGGAGGGCCAGGACGGCGAGACGGGCACGAAACGCGCAGGCGACCCGGUUCCCGAGCUUUCUCCCAGUCAAGGCGCAAAGCGAGCCAAGACAACGACCGUGGUCGCACGUCCCGACUUGGAGGCCGCCAUAACCGCAGGACUCCGAAAGCUGCUCGGUUCCGAAGCAACGUGGCGAUCGGAGAAGCAGGCCGAGAACACCGGCACCAGCAUCGUCGUCGUCCCGUUUGAGGUGCUGAUGGAGGACUUGGUCGGACGGGUGACGGCGUUCGGUGUUGACUGUCUUCAGUAUGGGUCGGCGCUCAGCGCUGGUCGAGACGGGCCGCCCCGCGCCGCGCGACUUGUGGUCGUCAGUGCCGACUUGGUCGUGCAGCCGGUGAAGCCAGGGACGGUCGCCGCGCAGACGGUGGCGACCGUGCAGCGACUCAGUUACCGCAUGGUGGACCAGCAGAAAGGCGUCGUGUACUGUCGAUCGAAGGCGCAAUGCGAAGCGGCGGCCGAGGCCAUCGGAUGGCGUUUCACCACAGCGGGAUGGACACACAUGCACGGCGGCUCGGCUCGGUACGGGCAUCGAUAUUGA
Verticillium dahliae VdLs.17 is the source of this 2193-nucleotide messenger RNA. RefSeq lists its product as uncharacterized. The record is from RefSeq and is a predicted model, not a curated record. The coding region runs from base 1 to 2193 and encodes 730 amino acids. NCBI's taxonomy places the organism in Eukaryota, Fungi, Ascomycota, Sordariomycetes, Glomerellales, Plectosphaerellaceae. Gene Ontology annotation, molecular function: mannosyltransferase activity. Gene Ontology annotation, biological process: mannosyl-inositol phosphorylceramide biosynthetic process. The transcript has 7 exons.